GUCUCACUCCGAAAGGCAAAACCUCUGUUCUUCGUCUACACCACUCUCCAAGCUUCGUUUCUCCAUUUACCAGCUGCAAAAGACGACGAACAGGAGCCAGAAAUGGGUACAAGGUUGUUAACGUUGUUCUUCGCUCUGCUCCUAAUCUCGGGCGCACAAUCCUUCUAUCUUCCCGGUGUUGCUCCGCGAGAUUUCCAAAGGGGUGAUCAACUUCCAGUCAAAGUGAACAAAUUGUCUUCUACCAAGACACAGCUUCCAUAUGAUUACUACUUCUUGAACUAUUGUAAGCCACAAAAGAUUCUGAACAAUGCAGAAAAUUUGGGGGAGGUACUUCGGGGUGACCGCAUUGAGAAUUCUGUGUAUACUUUUGACAUGAUAGAGGAUCAGCCUUGCAAAGUAGCCUGCAACAGAACACUUGAUGCUGAAUCAGCAAAAAAUUUUAAGGAAAAAAUCGAUGAUGAAUAUCGAGUUAAUAUGAUUCUUGAUAACCUUCCAGUUGCUGUUCUUAGGCAAAGGAGGGAUGGAAGUCAGUCAACAACUUAUGAACAUGGUUUCCGUGUUGGGUUUAAAGGGAAUUAUGCUGGGAGCAAGGAGGAAAAGUACUUUAUCAACAAUCACUUAAGCUUUAGAGUCAUGUAUCACAGAGAUCAUGAAACUGACUCUGCUCGGAUUGUGGGGUUUGAGGUUUCUCCAAACAGCAUAAAUCAUGAAUUUAAGGAAUGGAAUGAGAAGAAUCCUCAGGUGACGACUUGCAAUAAGGAUACCAAAAAUCUAGUUCAAGGUAGUGCUGUUCCACAAGAAGUUGAGACAGGCAAGGCUGUUUUGUUCACAUAUGAUGUUACCUUCAAGGAGAGUGACAUAAAAUGGGCAUCUCGGUGGGACACAUACCUCCUCAUGAAUGAUGAUCAGAUCCAUUGGUUCUCCAUCAUUAACUCACUGAUGAUUGUACUCUUCCUUUCUGGCAUGGUGGCCAUGAUCAUGAUGAGAACACUGUAUAAAGAUAUUGCAAACUACAAUCAGUUGGAGACGCAAGAUGAGGCUCAAGAAGAAACGGGAUGGAAACUUGUCCACGGAGAUGUAUUCAGAGCACCUCUUAAUUAUGGUUUACUUUGUGUUUACAUUGGUACAGGUGUCCAGAUCUUUGGAAUGACACUUGUAACAAUGAUAUUUGCUUUGCUGGGCUUUUUAUCUCCUUCAAACCGAGGGGGCCUCAUGACCGCUAUGGUGCUCUUGUGGGUUUUCAUGGGGUUAUUUGCUGGUUACUCCUCAGCACGUCUAUACAAAAUGUUCAAGGGCACAGAAUGGAAGAGGAAUACCUUAAAAACUGCAUUCAUGUUUCCAGGUAUCCUCUUUGCUGUCUUUUUUGUACUGAAUGCGCUAAUAUGGGGAGAACAGUCUUCCGGAGCUGUACCCUUUGGGACAAUGUUUGCUCUUGUUUGCUUGUGGUUUGGCAUAUCAGUUCCCUUGGUCUUUGUUGGUAGUUACCUGGGUUUCAAAAAGCCAGCCAUUGAAGACCCAGUGAAGACAAACAAAAUUCCAAGGCAGAUACCUGAGCAGGCAUGGUACAUGAAGCCAGUCUUCUCAAUACUCAUUGGAGGCAUUCUUCCAUUUGGGGCAGUUUUCAUUGAGCUCUUCUUUAUCCUGACUUCAAUAUGGCUGAACCAGUUCUACUACAUCUUCGGCUUCCUUUUCAUAGUGUUUGUGAUUCUUAUCAUCACUUGUGCUGAGAUCACGAUUGUGCUCUGCUAUUUCCAGUUGUGCAGUGAAGACUACAACUGGUGGUGGAGAUCUUACUUGACUGCUGGCUCCUCUGCUCUUUACCUUUUCCUCUACUCAGUGUUCUAUUUCUUCACCAAGUUGGAGAUCACAAAGCUAGUAUCAGGCAUCCUUUACUUCGGGUACAUGACAAUUAUUUCCUACGCCUUCUUUGUUUUGACGGGGACAAUUGGCUUCUAUGCAUGCUUCUGGUUCGUCAGGAAGAUAUAUUCCUCCGUGAAAAUUGACUGAUGUGAGAAUGCAGGAAGAGGGUGAACAAGGGAUUUGUGAACAAUAGGCUUUAAGGGAGGAAGCAUAUUAGGUCGACUUCUCCACCUCUACCUACUUUGUGAGAAAAAUACACAACGGAAAUUUUCAUUUCCUGUUCUCAUUUGGUUGAUUUUAGUAUAGAUUUGGCCUGUUAUUUUGUCUUCAAAGUCACAAGUUUACUGUAGUUUCAGUAGUUCCUUUGCAGUGUAAGGUACAAGGUCGAUGUUCUGAUACUUCACUAUAUUCAACUCUGAAUGAAACGGUGAAUUUGUGGACUCUUGAAUGCUUCUUCAUUUGCU
Messenger RNA from Rubroshorea leprosula, 2324 nucleotides. The record is from the annotation of a GenBank genome assembly. Lineage: Eukaryota; Viridiplantae; Streptophyta; Magnoliopsida; Malvales; Dipterocarpaceae.